CUUGUUUUGUCAACUUCAUUAUUUGUGCGCUUCCGCGGGCACCUUGGAAACUCCUCAAAAAUACAAGUUGAAUAAAAUGCUUUAAAUAAAAUGAAUGAAAGUGAUGCAACUCCAGCUGAAUCACGUAAGCUUUCUCCUGAAGCCAUGGCGCAGCUAACGGAAAAGGAAAAAGGCGCAGGCUUUUGCUCGGCGACUUGCGUAGAUAAAGCUGGGGUCAUACACGAGAUCCAGAAACCACCCCUGAAGACUUCAGAUAUUUUUGCAGCCUGCAAUCUGCCGAAAAGAUUCGAAUACCCCCAUUGGUUCAACGGCUACGGCUCUCAAGUGAGCAAGCAACAUCCCUUCUACAGAACAUCGGCCAAUGAAUACGGGUGGUAUGCACCAGAUUGGCAUACAGUGCCAACCGAGUACUACCCCGCCGGCCAACGGUUCACCAACCAGCUGGCUGCGGCGGGCAUGUAUCGCAACUACAGCCUCAACACCGGCAUGGACCGUUCUGGCGUAUAAAUAGAGUCAAUUUUGCUUAUUAAAGUUAUGUAGGUUUCUUCUUCAGAUUUUAUACUGCACUAACUAUUACUAUUUUCGUCUCCUUUGUAUUUGCGGGCUACUGCAAGCUGAAUAUAGUAGGUAAAUCACUAUUUUCAGAUUAGUUACUAUACAUAAGUACCUACAUAAACCGCCUAUAUACGUCCCACUACUGGGCACAGGCCCCCAAUCCGCAAUCAACCGGAGGGAGAAUGGAGCAUACUUCACCACGCUGCUCCACUGAGGGUCGGUGGACUAGCUGGGACCAACGGCUUCACGUGUCCUCCAAACCACGGAAUCAUUUUACUUUUUCAGACAAUCAGGUGAUUCAAGCCUGAAAAGUCCUUACCAGACAAAGAUUAGUUACUACAAUGUUCCUUAUUGUGAGUGUUUUUUUAUAAUGUAAUGUACGUCCGUAAUGUAUUUGCUUGUUAUCCUGUGUAGUAACUGUGUAAUUAAGUAAAUACAACCUUACUAGGUAUUAAGGUACCUAUAAAAUACCUAUUGUAGUUAGGUACCUGACAGGAAACCUUCGAUAGAUUUUUUAUUGGAGAGUAUAUAAAAUUUUGUGCAAUAUUAUAGAAUAUUACAAAUUCAAUUUUAAAUUGUAUUCGUGACUCACUGCAAUAUUCAAUUUAAAUAUUUGUAGAUUGUUCCGUACAUCGUGUGUGAACUAUC
Messenger RNA from Pectinophora gossypiella (pink bollworm), 1203 nucleotides. RefSeq names its product piercer of microtubule wall 1 protein. Gene Ontology annotation, biological process: axoneme assembly. The record is from RefSeq and is a predicted model, not a curated record. The transcript is spliced from 4 exons. Gene Ontology annotation, cellular component: axonemal microtubule. Bases 91 to 507 code for a protein of 138 amino acids. NCBI's taxonomy places the organism in Eukaryota, Metazoa, Arthropoda, Insecta, Lepidoptera, Gelechiidae.